This is a messenger RNA of Sinocyclocheilus anshuiensis, 2708 nucleotides long. RefSeq names its product synuclein, alpha interacting protein (gene sncaip). Gene Ontology annotation, molecular function: ubiquitin protein ligase binding. The transcript is spliced from 10 exons. The coding region runs from base 158 to 2275 and encodes 705 amino acids. The record is from RefSeq and is a predicted model, not a curated record. Lineage: Eukaryota; Metazoa; Chordata; Actinopteri; Cypriniformes; Cyprinidae.
CUGCGCGUGUGUGUCGGGGCCGCGCGCGCUGAGGACGCUGAGGGAGGCGCGCGCUCGUGUCACAUUCUUCAGAGGAUCCGGUAAACGGCAGAAACACCGACAGACGAGCGGCGAGAGCGGCGACAGACAGCAGCGGGCUCGAGAAUGCUGGCUGAAGAUGGACGUUCCUGAAUACCUGGAUCUGGAUGAGAUUGACUUCACUGAUGAUUUACCUUACAAGAGCAUUCCUGAGCUGUGCCGAAGACACGAUGGAGCGAACGACGAGAGACAAGCUCCGUCCAUCAACUGGGCUCGUAGCGCAGCGUCACACGGCGGAGCGGGAAUCAAGCCCACCGGCGUCGCAGACGUCUACAGCAAGUUCAGACCGGUCAAGCGCGUGUCUCCCCUCAAACACCAGCCGCAGGAGUCGGAGCCGGAGGCCGAGGGGAAGAGCAGCAAAGAGGACAAGAGCAGAGGCCUGCCGAUGAACGGAGCUCUGUUCGGAGAGCUGGAGCACUACGACCUGGACAUGGACGAGAUCCUGGACGUGCCAUACAUCAAGUCCAGUCAGCAGACGGCCAGCCUGAAGAAGAGGAGUGCCGGCAGUAAAGGAGCGACGCUAGUGCUCUCCGAGAGCCUUCUCUCGCCCGUCAGCUGGCCCCACAUGAGGAAGUCCAAGUCUGUGGAUCAGGACUAUCUCAGAGCACAGAGCGCUCACGGAUCAGAGCCGGACCUCGACAAACCUGACGGCGGCUCGGCUGCGUUCCCUCUUCAGCCGGCCAAAGCCCCGAAGCAGGACAAGCCCUGGAGAACGUUUGGAGAAGCCGACGAAGAAGCCAAGAAGACGCAGAACAUCCUGAACAUCGUGAGAGAAGGACAGAUCUCUCUGCUGCCUCACUUGGCGGCGGAGAACCUGGAGCGCAUCCGAGACGAGGACAGGAACAACCUGCUGCAUGUGUCUGCGGCUCAGGGUCACGCCGACUGCCUGCAGCACCUCACCUCGUUAAUGGGCGAGGACUGUCUAAACGAGCGCAACACGCAGCAGCUGACGCCCGCAGGUCUCGCCGUCAGGGUACGACACACUCAGUGCGUGUGUGUGUCUGUGUCUAUGCAUGUGUGUGUGUGUGUGCGUGCGUGCGUGUGUGUGUGUCUGGAGCAUCCCAGCCUCAUCCACUACGCCGCGAGACACGGACAGGAGCGUGUCCUGCUGUGGCUGCUGCAGUUCAUGCAGGAGCAAGCCAUUUCUCUGGACGAGGCCGAUCAGAACGGGAACACGGCGGUGCAUGUGGCGGCUCAGUUCGGACAUCUCAGCUGCGUUCAGACUCUGGUGGAGUACGGCUCGAACGUGACGGUGCAGAACCAGCAGGGCGAGCGUCCGUCCCAGAAUGCCGAGCGGCAGGGUCACAGCACCUGCUCCAGGUAUCUGGUGGUGGUGGAGACCUGCAUGUCUCUGGCGUCGCAGGUGGUCAAACUCACCAAACAGCUGCAGGAACAAACCACGGCGAGAGUCGCUCUACAGAACCAGCUUCAGCUGCUGCCGCAGACCCACGAGCUCAAAGACAGACCGCCGUCACCCAGCUCUCGUGUCGAGUCGUGGCCUGAGAUGACGCUGACGGCUGAAGCGGCUCCUGAUAACAUCCAGAGACACAUGGACUCGGACACAGUCCUGCGCAAGCUGCUGGGUAAAGAGCCGACGGAUGUGGAGGCGGAGCCAGGGGCGGGGCCUGUAGCCGGACCAAUGAGAAGGCCGGAGCCAGGCGAGAGGCGGGAUCUCAAGCUGGCGCGUCUCAAGCAGAUCAUGCAGCGCUCGCUCAGCGAAUCAGAUGCGGAAGAGUCCAAACCGCCUCGACCCGAGCGGCCCACGCAGCUGCCCAUCACAGAGCACGCCACCAAGUUCUCCUUCACACACAGGACUUCCAAAUCCGUGGACGUUUACAACCCGUCUCCGUCGUCAGACCACAGCGACCCCGAAGCCAAAACCGAGGUGACGGGAGAGCUCCCCGAAGGCCAGAAGGUCACCACGAGUCCCAAAAGCGCCCUGAAGUCGCCGUCCUCUCGCAGAAAGACCUCGCAGAACCUCAAACUGAGAGUCACGUUUGAUGAGCCGCCGCGUAAAGACGGACCUUUCAAAGUCCAGCCCGGAAAAGACAAGCCGGAGUCGAGCAAGCGAGCGUUCGGGACGCUCCGCUCCAUAAUGGAAACCCUGAGCGGAAACCAGAACAGCAACAACAACAACGCUCCGAAACACGCCGGGACAUCCGGAAAGAAGAGCAAAAGCAAGACGAGCGCUGUUUAAAUCAGCAUGAUGUUACACAACAACCAUCUGCACAAGAAACUGGUGCGAAUCCAGACUAUUUAGAAACCAGGUGCUUGAUUACAUGAAUCUUUCCCACACUAUUUGCUUAAUAACACACUUUCUUACAUGCGAGUUUUGAAAUAUUCGUUUUGCAAUACUGUGAUUUUCUACAGGCCUAAUAAUCAAAACCAAGCAGAGAACGACGACCGUACAGCGAACGAACGAAUGAAUCAUGUUCUUUAUUAAAUGAUUCGGUGCUGCACCUUUAUUUCAUAACUCAAAUACGUUUAUAUGUCAUCUGUAUUGUUUUGAGUUAAAGUAUGGAUUUAUAAUGUUUGAAUACAAGAAACGUUAUAUUAUUGGAAUCAUUGUAACGACAUUUAGAGAUUAAAAUAAAGACAUUUUAAGCUGAUGUAAUGCUAUCAAACGAGGA